CAGAAUACAAAUCUCCAAUCCUCCUUUCCCACUUAUAACCACCAGUUAGGAAUCUUGUGCAAACAACCUUCAUCCCGUGCAAUGGAGACUACCGGAAAAGUGAAGAAAGCCUUCGGAGGAAGAAAAGCCGGCGGCCCGAAGACCAAAUCUGUCUCGAAAUCGAUCAAAGCCGGUCUCCAAUUCCCCGUCGGGAGAAUCACUCGUUUCCUGAAGAAGGGACGGUACGCUCAGAGACUCGGUGGUGGAGCUCCGGUUUACAUGGCCGCCGUUCUCGAGUACCUCGCCGCCGAAGUUCUGGAGCUCGCUGGUAACGCUGCGAGGGACAACAAGAAGUCGAGGAUCAUUCCGAGGCAUCUUCUUUUGGCGAUCAGGAACGACGAAGAGUUGGGGAAGCUUCUGAGUGGAGUCACGAUCGCUCACGGUGGUGUGUUGCCGAACAUCAACUCUGUUCUUUUGCCUAAGAAGUCUGCUAAAUCGACUGAGGAAGUUGCGUCCAAGUCGCCAGCCAAAUCUCCGAAGAAAGCUUAAUUGUUUCUCGACUUUGGGUUUCGUUCACCAGUUUGGUUAUGUGUUGGGUGCUUUCGUGUUUAGAAUUGGUGAAUGUAUAUGUAGAAAAAUCUAGUUUAAAAAAAAAAAUUAUGUAAUUUGGAUCUGUUUUCUCUUCAGAUCCAACUUUCUCUAAGUAACGACUUAUAAAAAUAUUUGCAAUUUGCGUCAA
Raphanus sativus (radish) is the source of this 718-nucleotide messenger RNA. RefSeq names its product probable histone H2A.7. The record is from RefSeq and is a predicted model, not a curated record. Bases 82 to 528 code for a protein of 148 amino acids. Gene Ontology annotation, molecular function: DNA binding; structural constituent of chromatin; protein heterodimerization activity. Gene Ontology annotation, cellular component: nucleosome. The transcript has 2 exons. NCBI's taxonomy places the organism in Eukaryota, Viridiplantae, Streptophyta, Magnoliopsida, Brassicales, Brassicaceae.